This is a messenger RNA of Selaginella moellendorffii, 2281 nucleotides long. Its product is annotated as pentatricopeptide repeat-containing protein At2g33680. Gene Ontology annotation, biological process: RNA modification. Gene Ontology annotation, cellular component: intracellular membrane-bounded organelle. Lineage: Eukaryota; Viridiplantae; Streptophyta; Lycopodiopsida; Selaginellales; Selaginellaceae. Gene Ontology annotation, molecular function: RNA binding; protein binding. The coding region runs from base 1 to 2079 and encodes 692 amino acids. The transcript is spliced from 3 exons. The record is from RefSeq and is a predicted model, not a curated record.
AUGCUUGGAGUCUAUAGUGAACACGAAAAGCAACAACACAAGGCGUUCCACUUGUUUCGGCGCAUGCUUCUGCAAGGUUUGUUACCAGAAAGAGUUUCGUUUCUUGCUUUGCUUUCUGCGUGCCGGAGUUUAGACUGUGGGAAAUCUGUUGAAGGCUGGAUUCUUGAAGCAGGACUUGAGUGCGACCUUGUGGUCGGUGCUGCACUCGUUAGUAUGUAUGGGCGGUGUGGAAGUUUAGGAGAUGCGUUCCAGGUGUUUCAGAAUUUUGAGAAUGACGCUGACAUGGUCUUUUGGAAUUCGAUGAUCGCAGCGUGUGUUGAUGCGCAUGCGUCUUCUAUGGCUUUAGAACUUUUUCGGCGGAUGCAACUCCAAGGUGUGAAGCACAACAAGGUCACGCUCGUUUCCGUGUUAAGCGCAUGCGCCAAGUGCCAUAAUAUUUCUUAUGGUAAGCAGCUACAUGAGCAUCUGGUUGUCACUGGCAUUGACAGAGAUGAGUACUUGCAGAAUGCUCUUCUUAAUCUAUAUGGUGUGUGUGGGAGCGUUAAGGAUGCUUUAAACGUUUUCGUCAAUGUCGAAAGAAGCUAUGGUUCUUUUCAGGAUGAUGCUGCUGGAAGGCUGGGCUCUUUCAAGGACUUGGUACCGGCGUUGAUCACCGCUUGUGGAAGGCUCCAACGUUACAAGCUUGCCGCAGAGGUGUUCUCCAAGGCUGAUAAAAGCGACGUCGUGGUGUGGAACUCGUAUCUGGCGUGGUGUGACGAGCCAGUUAUUCAGUACAGGAAGAUGCUUUUGGAAGGAGUAGCAGCAGACAAGGUUACGUAUAUCAGUCUGCUUCAGUCAUCCAGGAACUUCCAUCCGGAAGAGCUACUUCGGGUGGCAAACGCAGGGAUUCAUGCAUUGGGCUUGGUGGAAGACGUGAUCAUAGCUACAGGGGUGCUGCGAUCUUACAGUCAGUGCAAACAGGUUGAGCGGGCGGUCCAAGUGUUCAACAAGAUGCGUUUCGCAGGGCAGGACGAUGCUGUUACCUGGACUUCGAUGCUCUCGGCCUACGCUGACAAUGGACAACACGAAAAGGCUGUCGAGUUGCUCCAUCGAAUGCAGCUGGAAGGAGUAAAGCCCGACAAGUCGGCAUUUGUGAAAGCUCUCAAUGCCUGUGCGGCCUGUGGACGCUUGCGACUGGGAGCUUUGGUUCAUGCAAAUGUAGAGGCAGCUGGCGCCACACUCAACGCUGGCGUUGGAAGUGCUCUUGUGAGUUUGUAUGGAAGCCUCGGGAAGCUUGAGACCGGUCGCGAGCUUUUCGAAAAGCUGCCUCACAAAGACGUAUUCUCGUGGACAGCUUUGGUUUCGGCCUACUCGGACGCCGGUCAGCACGAAGCAGCGGUUCAGGUGUUUAGAAGCAUGCAGCAGUUUGGGAUACAACCGGACGCAGUCUCCAUUCUUGCCGUGCUGAAAAGUUCUCCAAGCUCUAUCGACGCCACUGACCUGCGGUUAAGUUUGGAAAGCUGGAGCAGCAGCUGCAGGAUUUCGAUCUACACGGAGAUGCUGAGCUUGCAAGGGAAGCACGGGAGACUGGACGAGGCGAGCUUCAUCUUCGAUCAGAUGGAAGAGAAGGACAGUGUGGCCUGGAACGCGAUCAUCACGACCUACGCUCAACACGGCCACACGGACAAGGUGAUGGAGAUGUUCCAAAGGAUGCAAGUGGAAGGCGUGGAGGCGGACAGUGGAACGUUCGCGAGCAUCACUUGCGCGUGCAGCCACGGUGGGAUGGUGAGGGAAGGGUGCAGCUACUUCGCGUGGAUGCUGGACGAGUUUGGCGUGGCUAGAGUGGAGCAAAACUACGCGAGCGUGGUGGAUCUGCUUGGGAGAGCUGGGGAGAUGGAGGAGGCCGAGAGGGCGGCAAGUUGCUCCAGAGUGGAGGGGAUGAUGAGCAACAAGUCGAUGCUUUGGAAGACGAUGCUGAGUUCGUGCCGGGCUUCAAGCGACGUGAAACGAGGAGUGGACGCUGCAUCAGAGGUGUUGAGCAAACAGCCACGCAAUCCAGAAGCGUACGUGCUGCUCUCGACUCUCUUACAUGGUGCGUGAGAUUUCUUCAAAAAGCUGUGAAACCAGCUGGAUGCGAGCUACAGUGGACGGGGCCACCCUGCUUCACGUCGACUUCCAUUCAUCGGCACAGGCCAAGACAUACCGUCGUUCUUGGUAACUUUGCACAUUCGUACUGCUGGUUCUUUUCUGUUUUUAUGUGAGCUUCCUCUUGCAGGGCCAUUAUAAGCACCGACUUUCCAGA